Molecule: messenger RNA, 273 nt
Organism: Cotesia congregata
Lineage: Eukaryota; Metazoa; Arthropoda; Insecta; Hymenoptera; Braconidae
Source: the annotation of a GenBank genome assembly
AUGCUUCACUUAUUAAGUAGACUAAGAGAAGAAUAUGGUUUUCUCAGCUUGGAAGAUCUAGUUAAGCAUCACUACUAUUUAAUUAAACCCGGACCGGGAAUUGAACCCGGCUCUUCUGGUUACGCACCAAAGGCUCGGGCAGUUAAGCUAUCUGAGACAUCGUCCGUAACAACCUUUCAGUCUAAUAAUUUUUUGUUUAACACGAUAACAGAAAAAUAUUUAUUAAGGAGAUCCACGCAAAGUAGUUUUCGAGAUAUUUUAUCAAAUAAUUAG